Porites evermanni is the source of this 1230-nucleotide messenger RNA. The record is from the annotation of a GenBank genome assembly. NCBI's taxonomy places the organism in Eukaryota, Metazoa, Cnidaria, Anthozoa, Scleractinia, Poritidae.
AUGCCUGGGUGUACGCAGACUCAAGUCACAGUAUCCUUACAAGUGACCUUAACAGUGUUAUAUGCCAUCAUCUUCCCCAUCGCUCUUCUAGGGAACUCCCUCGUUUUGUAUGUGGUUUUCCAGAGACAAAGCAUGAGAAGUGUAUUAAACCUUUUGAUCGUCAAUAUGGCAAUCGCUGAUCUACUGGUGACAGUUUUUAUCAUGCCUUAUUCAGUUUCUUAUCUCUUUGUGGGCCUGCGGUGGUUUGGUGGAAUCUUUGGCUUGAUCCUCUGCAAGACGGUUCACUUCUCUUUGACUGCAUCAAUAGCGGGAUCAGUCAUCACCCUUAUCGUCAUCACUGUUGACAGAUUUGUGUCGAUCGUCUUUGUAUGGAAGCGUUGCCUCAACCUAAGAACCUCCAAGGUUGCCUUGGUUGUCAUAUGGGUUGUUUCCAUCGCCAUUAUGGGUCUGCAUCUUGAAGUGUACACCGUAAGUCAACCCUUAAUUGCAAGAGGCGAUGAUAGGUUCUAUUGCUAUCCCGAUUGGCAACGUAUGCCCAUCGACUUCAACAAAUAUUUUGCCGUCGCGAUUUUUGUUGUCUUAUACGCUACACCUCUGCUCUUAAUGGGCAUUUUAUACUCCUUUAUUGCACACAAGCUAAGGAAAGAGAGCCUCGUGGAAAGCAUUGGAAGCGGGGGUGAUGCCAAGAUCAACAAGUCCAAGAAACGCGUUAUAAAGAUGCUUAUCACGGUUACUGUAGCCUUUGCGGUCUGCUGGUUCCCUUUGCAUCUUUUACACUAUUACAUAUACUUCGAUUAUGAGACUUACACAUGUAUGUCCCAAUUAGUCAUUAUGCUAUUUUUCUGGCUUGGUCAUGCGAACAGUGCAAUAAAUCCAAUUCUUUACGUUGUUUUCAACAAGACUUUCCGUCGUGCUUUUCUGCACGCUUUGCAUAUUGAAUCUUUUCAAAGUAUUUACCUCAGGAGUUCAUUCAGGAGAUCUUCAAUCAGGAGACCUUCAACUGCAAUCACUUCAGCCAAGGACAACCCCCAACAAAAUGGAAACAAUAUUUCUGGGAUUCAUCCUUCGCCUGAUGUACCCAAAAUGCGCUCUCAGAAAAAACACGGCUAUGGCAAACUUAGGCAUCAAAGUGAGAACUCUAAAUCGAAGUCUUCUGAUUCUGGUUGCGAUGACGUAAAAUUUUGCCGCCAUUCAAUAAUAAUUGUAGCGGACCGAAUGACGACGGUAUAG